Molecule: messenger RNA, 540 nt
Organism: Ahaetulla prasina
Lineage: Eukaryota; Metazoa; Chordata; Lepidosauria; Squamata; Colubridae
Gene: MRPS33
Product: mitochondrial ribosomal protein S33
Exons: 3
Coding region: 1-492 (163 amino acids)
Cellular component (GO): mitochondrion
Source: RefSeq, a predicted model, not a curated record
AUGCGCAUUAGGCGUACCUUCGCUCAUAUGUUUCCCCCGUUUGGCUUUUAUCCGUCGGCCUACCCGGAGCGUUUAGAGGGUAGUGCACUUCCUCCCGGUGGAGAGGUGCGCGGGUUUGAAGUGGCUGAAAGGAGGAGUGCAUAUGUCCCCUUGCCCAGUUUGUACUUGGCGAUGCCGGGCCCUCUUUCCAACUAUGCCUUACGGAUGGCCCGCCUGAGUAAGCAUAUAUUUGGAGAAGUUGUUCGCCCAACCGAUUCUUCAUCCAUGAAAGUCGUCAAGCUGUUAAGUGAGCAGCCCUUGGCAAAGCGCAAGGAAGUCUAUGACUGGUAUCCUCCUCACAAUAUCUACAGUGGCCUCAUGUGGAGGCUUCGUUCCUAUGGCCUCUACAGGGAUGAACAUGAAGAUUUUAAAGAUGAGAUGAAACGGUUGAAGAGACUGCGUGGAAAAGGACCCCCCAAGAAAGGAGAAGGAAAAAGAGCUCUGAAGAAGUAGAAGCACUAUUAAGCCACAAAUAUAUUUAAUAAAACAUCUUGUAGCAGG